CCCGCCGUUCGAUCUCGGGCGUACGUACGAAUUUGCGCUUUCGCUGUCCACGCUCAAUCAAUGGUCGGCCGGCUGAUUGUCGAACCCUCGCUCCGUCCGGCGUUGCUCGCCCCCUUGGGGAUCACUCGUCGCAGUUGAUCCCAACGACACACCAGCCGGCUUCGGCGAAACCGACGAACGCGAGACGGACGAGCGGGCCCAGCGAGGCACGCUCGAGCGCUGCGAUCCAAGAAAAGCCCCCGAAAAGCCCGAGAUCCAUCCGCGGGCAGAAGCUCGUUCGAAAUUCGGGAGGCGGCUACCUGCGCCCGCUUCCCCGCCGCACUGCUACGCGAGAGCGCGUGCGCGCGGCUGCGGCGGUGGCGGCGUCGUCGUCGCCGUUAACAACCGCGAGGGGAGCCUUUUGCCGAAGGCUCGUGCACACGGCCAGAGAAAGAGAGGCGGAGAGACAGAGAGCUAACUCGCGCCGCAGCCGGAGAGCCUCGGGUGUGGUUUUCGCGCCAUCAAGGAGAGCCCAAUUCCCUUUUAUUUCGCGGGCCCCCGAGCCUCGCGCGAACCGGGCCGCCGCGAUAGACGAGCGAACGAGAAGAGUGGGCCCCCCAGCCGCCAGCGACCGGAAUGAGGGAGGAGGCGGAGAGAUCGCGGUGAUAGAUCCACAAGGCUGCAGCAUUGACAGACUGCGGAGGCUGCUCGCGGGCUACCGCGGCCGCUGUCUCGCCGAGGCCGCGCCUCGUCGUCAACAACAUCACGGCAGCUCGCGGCUCAUCGCCCGAUGUCCGGCACGACGGUCGAGGCUCGGCCCAUCACUAAAUGCGCCGUCAUCGUCGACACCAUCAUCACGACGUCAGCGACAACAGGCAACGAGACGAAGGGUUGCUUUGAUCGGCGCACGCCAGUGGAACGACUACAGCGAGAGCUGCGAUGAAGACUCGCCCGAUUGCAGCAACGCUCAGCAGUCACCGUCGUCAUCGCCAAAUAUCACGAGCUCUAAUCCAAGCAGCAGUAACACCACCACCACAGCAGCGACGUUGAGUAACAACGUCGACAAGGACAAUAAUAUGCAGCCAAAAAUCGACUGGAAGCUCGCGCUGCUCUACACUCUCCUUGUGCUGCAGGUGCUCAUUGUUAUGAUUUAUGUUACUUCGACACCGCACGUUACCGAUCUUAGUGCUCCGGUUGGAAGGGACGGCGUCAGCUUCGUGGACAUGGAGGCGCCUCAGCAAUACUACGAGAACAAGAGCCGCGAACUGCACAUAAUAACCGGCGAGACCAGCCUCAGAGACGUGCGCACGUUCAAGCUCUUCCACGCGUACAAUCGCACCCAAUGCUGGCGCAGCGGCGUGGACGAGCGUCAAAUGCAGCGUGACGAUCUGGAUAACGCAGCGACGAACGAAGUCGAAGAACGGCGCUGCGCUUGCAACCAAGGCUGGCACGGCUCGGACUGCGGUCAGCCGGAAGUCGUGUGGCGCGCUAUCAUGGCAUCCAAGCAGAACGUGAAAUUAUCGAGGCGUAAGCUCGCCAGACGCAUCGUGCACACCUUUUACGUGAGCGACCACAAUUCUGCCAUAGCCGAGGUGAUCGUCGAGGAGUUGUAUCCGGUUGUCGAUCUGUUCGUCAUCUGCGACCUGAGCUCCGCGGAGGACAACUUCCGCCAUAAGCUGGCAAAGGGCUUCCUGGCCAAGCAGCAAGACAAGAUCCUGUACGUGAACAUGUCGGCCAAGCUGAAGAAACCACCACGAGUGAUCUCCAAGUACGUGUGGGAGUACGUGAAGAGAAUGGUGAAGAACAUCCGCGACGACGACAUCUACGUGACGACGGACGCCGAGCAGAUACUGAACGCUCGCGCAUUAAUGUUCCUAAAGGUGUACGACGGUUGGCCGCAGCCGAUAGGCUUCCGCUUGCGUUGGUCGGUCUUCGGUUUCUUCUGGCAGCAUCCGCAAAAAACAACCAUCACCAUCGGCGCUUGCACCGUCGGCCUGAUGCGCGAGGCACAUCGCUUCAACUCUUUGAUUCUCGAGAAGGAGCUGACCAACGAGAUACAAGCGAGGGAUACUCUGGGCUUGGUUAUCGGCGACUUGAAUCACUACGGCGGCUGGUACUGUCAAUUCUGCCAAGGUCCGGCUAAUGUGCUGGUGGCGCUGCGAGAGAUGAAUCGAACUCGUGAACUGGUGAUCGAGCGCAGUGUCGAUGUGCCAUUUAUCGAGGAUCUCAUUGGCAGUGGUAUGUGGUUCGACGAGAAGACUAGUUUGCUUAGAGCCUACAGAUCGAGAGAGUCGUAUUAUGCACCCGAUACUGUUACCAAUAAAACCUGGAAGUACGACUGGCUCGUGGAGAACUUUUAUGCCAAGCUCGAUUACUACUGAGGUGUGCAAGUGUGCAGUGUGUAUGUGCUAUAACUCUCUCCCCCCUUAUCCCCUUACUACCGUACGAUUACCCCAUUGAUAAUACUGUGAUAACGUGCACGCGCCCCAAAUUACGUUCGACGUAUCGUUCUAGGCGGCUUAUGAUGAUCCUUCUUUCUUGUUUUCCUUUGUUUUCCGACAGACCAACGAAAGCUUACGUUGACUGUGUUCUCACAAGACUGUGUCAUUGUUUUUGUAUUUACGAGAUCUUUUAUUGACUUAAUAAAAGCGUUUUCAA
Molecule: messenger RNA, 2637 nt
Organism: Phymastichus coffea
Lineage: Eukaryota; Metazoa; Arthropoda; Insecta; Hymenoptera; Eulophidae
Product: beta-1,4-mannosyl-glycoprotein 4-beta-N-acetylglucosaminyltransferase-like
Exons: 4
Coding region: 1056-2360 (434 amino acids)
Biological process (GO): protein N-linked glycosylation; N-acetylglucosamine metabolic process
Cellular component (GO): membrane
Molecular function (GO): beta-1,4-mannosylglycoprotein 4-beta-N-acetylglucosaminyltransferase activity
Source: RefSeq, a predicted model, not a curated record